Messenger RNA from Calidris pugnax (ruff), 670 nucleotides. RefSeq names its product zinc transporter ZIP11-like. Lineage: Eukaryota; Metazoa; Chordata; Aves; Charadriiformes; Scolopacidae. The transcript is spliced from 5 exons. The record is from RefSeq and is a predicted model, not a curated record. Gene Ontology annotation, cellular component: membrane. Gene Ontology annotation, biological process: zinc ion transmembrane transport. Gene Ontology annotation, molecular function: zinc ion transmembrane transporter activity.
AUGGGGUUUUCAGGCAAAAUAAGUGUCACCGAGAAGUGGGACGUGACGCCUCCUCUCUCCUAGGCCAGCAUGAUCCCGGGGCACGGGCCGGUGCUCCAGUCAGUGCUGGGGACCUUCCUCACCUGGGGGCUGACGGCGGCGGGCUCGGCGCUGGUGUUCGUGUUCUCCAGUGGGCAGAGGCGGAUCCUAGAUGGGAGCUUGGGCUUUGCCGCGGGGGUCAUGCUGGCUGCUUCCUACUGGUCCCUGCUGGCCCCGGCUAUCGACAUGGCCGAGGAAUCCGGCGACUUCGGAGCCUUCGCCUUCUUCCCGGUGGCCGUGGGCUUCACCCUGGGAGCAGCUUUCGUGUACUUGGCCGACCUGCUCCUCCCAGCGCUGGGUUUCAGCGGACCUCCCCACGCAGCCUUUGCCCUGAGCUGCGACCAACGAGCGGUGAAAGAAAAAUACGAGCAGGAACCUGCCCAUCAGCUGGACUACGAGAGCGAGUUGUCCAUCCGGAUAGGUAGAGCUGGGCUCCAUCCAGGCAAGCAUCCUGUCAUAUACCCACCGCGGAGUGUCCAGGGGGGAAUACCCCCCUUAAACUGGCACCCAGACUGUCACGUAUGUGAUUGAAAUUAGAUUGGUUUUGACACGUGCAUGCAAAAUGCACCUCCUCUUCCCUUCUCCGGAUCUG